AUGGCCACUAAAGCACCAUUCGUUGUUCCUGCCAUCAAGAGGCACACUGCCACCGUCAUCAUGGCCCAUGGUCUAGGUGACACGAUGAUGAUGGCCCAGAACUGGCGUCGACGCGGGAUGUACGAUGAAGUUUCCUUUAUCUUCCCCAAUGCGCCCUCCAUACCGAUCACGGUGAACUUCGGUAUAUCUAUGCCCGGAUGGUAUGAUAUCAAGAACCUCUCCCCUACGCAAACCAUAGAGGAAUUCUUUUCCCAACGCGAUGAGGCCGGCAUCCUCAAGUCCCGCGAUUACUUCAACACCCUCAUCAAACAAGAAAUGGACAAGGGAAUCAAACCCUCCCGCAUCGUAUUCGGUGGAUUCUCUCAAGGUGGAGCCAUGGCGCUGGUCACUGGCUUCGCAUCCCCCGUAAAACUAGGAGGUAUCUUUGGCUUGUCAUGCUACCUUCCCUUGUCUGCUGAACAACUCAAGAAGCAUACGCCAGAGGAUUGGCCCAACCAGAAGACGCCUCUUUUCAUGGGCCAUGGAGAUAUCGAUCAGGUGGUUAAACAUGAAUAUGGAGUGAAAACCGCUUCCGUCUUGAAAGAGAUGGGCGUUGAUGUGGACUUCAAGACUUAUCACGGACUUGGUCAUUCCAGUGAUCCAGAUGAGAUCCAGGACCUUGAGAAGUUCCUGGAGCGCAUCAUCCCCGAUGAGGGAACUGCCGCCUCCUCUGAAUUAUGA
This is a messenger RNA of Nannizzia gypsea CBS 118893, 720 nucleotides long. Its product is annotated as acyl-protein thioesterase 1. The record is from RefSeq and is a predicted model, not a curated record. The transcript is spliced from 5 exons. Gene Ontology annotation, biological process: protein depalmitoylation. Gene Ontology annotation, molecular function: palmitoyl-(protein) hydrolase activity; carboxylic ester hydrolase activity. The coding region runs from base 1 to 720 and encodes 239 amino acids. Gene Ontology annotation, cellular component: cytoplasm. NCBI's taxonomy places the organism in Eukaryota, Fungi, Ascomycota, Eurotiomycetes, Onygenales, Arthrodermataceae.